Molecule: messenger RNA, 2307 nt
Organism: Yarrowia lipolytica CLIB122
Lineage: Eukaryota; Fungi; Ascomycota; Dipodascomycetes; Dipodascales
Biological process (GO): endoplasmic reticulum to Golgi vesicle-mediated transport; mitotic spindle assembly checkpoint signaling
Cellular component (GO): RZZ complex
Source: RefSeq, a predicted model, not a curated record
AUGUCGCUCGUGGCCGACUCGUUCAGCAGUCUCGUGGUGUCUGGCAAAGAGCCCGACGCCGAGGCAAUUGAGAAACUCAACGUGUUUGAAAACGACAACACUCUGGGCGACAUUUUGCAGUCGGUUCGAACCGCACACGCCAAAUCGCGACAGGAGCUCCAAGUAGCCACCAAACGAUACGUGGAGGCGGCCAAGGUGCAUCGAGGCGAGCCCAGCAUCCAGCAGGUCAAGCUGCUCAACGAUUACAAGGUCACGCAGGUGAAACUGGCCGUCUUGAGAGAACUCAAGGUGUGCAGAGAAAAGCUCAGUGUUCUGCGACAGCAUGUGGAGCAGCAAGAGACACAGAAGGCGCUGGAGGCCCAUAAGGAGCUCACCAAGGCCAUUGGACAGAUGAAGCAAUAUUCGGAGGUCAAAAUCGUCCGUGCUCUGUCUUCCGAAGCUGACAAUCUGUUCGCCCAAAUUGAGGAGGAGCAGAUGGCCAAAUGGAGCAAGGCCGUGGAGGUCACCCAGACGCAGGUGGCUGUGGGAGAUGACGCUGGAACCGAAUUUCAACUACUGGGAUCAAUCGGUGACGGUGUUCAGAAGAAGUCUCUGGGUCAGCUGGUCAAGUCUCUGGAUGGAGUGUUUGAGAGGUUACUGGAUCUGCAGGUGCAGGUGAAGAGCGACAGUCAAUCGCGUGUCUCAAUCGCACCCGAGGCCUGUUCGACACUUCCUCAAUUUUCCGACUCUCUGAUUGCUCUUGUUACAGUCAUUAACACUCUUCCUAAAGACGUGUCUGCUCCUGUUAUUAAAAGACUCUCCACCCCCGUGACCAACAAGCUUUUGCAGAGUCUCGGCAAGCUUAUUCCCGAUUCUGUCGACGGUCUUCCUGCCUUUGAGGCACAUCUUGAUCUCCUUGAGACUCUGGAGGAGAAGUUGACCUCUUUUGGCUGGCUGUCUGGAGACGAGAUCACCGAUUGGAGCUUCUCUCUUCCCGAGGUGUGGCUGUCUGCGCGUAAAGACAAGUUUCUUGCUGAGCUGCGGACUAGGCUGUUGUCUGGAGCUGUCGAAAACAUUUCUGACGAGAAGAAGACGACCCCUAGACCUCCUUCCAAAGCCCAGGAAAGCCCCAAGAAACCCAGGACUGCGUCACAUUCCACCACAGGCUCGAGGCAGGUGCGAAAGUCGCAAUCCCAGGCCUCUCUGGCUCCCUCUGAGGGCUCUGCUGACAACUGGGGAGACGAUGACCUUGAGUUCAGUGACGAGGAGAAGGAGACCAAGGAGGACUGGGGUUGGGACGAGCCCAUUACCGAGGAAACGGCCGAGGAGGCAAAGUCGGUUGCCGCUGAGUCAACAGCUGAGUCAAACGAGGACUGGGGAUGGGGGGAUGAGACUGAUGUUGUCAUUGACGACAAUGAAGGCGAUGUGACUGUCGAAGCCACCACUACUGCUACUCCUGCGGACGUUGCUAUUAUAACUACUAACCUUCCUGAGAUUCUCACUUCCACAAUCACCUCCUUCUUGAACGAGGGAAGUCAUUUGUAUGAGGAGCGAAAGAAGUUGAAAAUUGGAUCCGCUGGUUUCAUGUAUCCUUCUCAGACCGCAAACUUUUACGCCCUCUAUCGAGCUCUCGUUCCACUGGCGUAUCGAUCAGCCAAGUCUCCUUUGGCGCUUUAUAACGACAUUGAAACCAUCAACAAUCAUAUUCGAGCCCAAAAGGAUGAAGCUGAACUUGCUGCCGAGCUUGAGCUGAUGGACAAAUUUGGAAAGCGGCAUUUGCGCCAGGUACUUGAACAGCACCAGAGCCACAUUACCGACAUUUUGAACGGUGCUGGCGGAUUCCAGAAUUGUUCGCAUGAAGGCGGCAACCUGUUCAACUGCCAGGCUGCUGCCGAGAAGCUCACAUCCUACCUCACUCAGCUUUCGGACGAGUGGGAGGACCAAGUGAGCGACAACGCCCGAAUGCAGAUGUUGGGCACCCUGCUCAACUGUGCUGCCACAACCAUCGUCACCGAGGUCGAGAAUCUUGGCGACGUUUCUGAGGCCGAGAGUCAAGAACUCGCCAAACUUGUUGCUGUGAUUUCGGCUGGUGUUGAGUCGUUGUUUGGUGAGGCUCUGACCGCCACUUUCUGUCAGAACUGGCUCAAGUUUGAGUACCUGGGUCAGAUUUUGGAGUCCAACCUGGCCGACAUUCGAUACUUGCUGGAGAGUGAUGCUCUGGUUGACUACUCGGCUGAUGAGUUGGUGAGCUUGGUCCAUGCACUGUUCAGUGAUAGCGAGAGACGAGAAAAGCUGAUCUCGGAUAUCUACCGUAAGGGAGGUCAGUGA